Messenger RNA from Pieris brassicae (large cabbage white), 3648 nucleotides. It is a transcript of the gene hook, whose product is annotated as protein hook. Gene Ontology annotation, cellular component: centrosome; cytoplasm. The record is from RefSeq and is a predicted model, not a curated record. The coding region runs from base 159 to 2255 and encodes 698 amino acids. The transcript has 14 exons. Gene Ontology annotation, biological process: cytoplasmic microtubule organization; cytoskeleton-dependent intracellular transport. Gene Ontology annotation, molecular function: microtubule binding; dynein light intermediate chain binding. Lineage: Eukaryota; Metazoa; Arthropoda; Insecta; Lepidoptera; Pieridae.
CUACUGUAAAGUAUAAUUCCUGUUUCUAAGUUUUCGUUUUAUUUAUUAGUGUUAAUAAAAAUAACACAUUUUUAUAAUAAUAUAAUGUUUCUCUGAAUAAAAUAAUAUCGUUCAUGUGCUACUUGAUCAGAUAUCAUAAUUGAAAAGAACCUAUAAGAAUGGAGGCGAACGGUGUUGUUCUUAGUAGUAAUUUAAUAAAAUGGUUACAAACUCUUAAUCUCGUAGCAAAACAUGGAAAUCCUGCAGAACUAUCUGAUGGUGUAGCAAUAGCUGAAGCUCUAAGCCAGAUUGCACCAGAAUUCUUUACUGCUUCAUGGAAUUCGAAAAUUAAAACGGAUGUGGGACAAAACUGGAGACUCAAAGUUAGUAACAUAAAGAAAAUAUUAGAAGGAGUUGUAGAUUAUCAUCAAGAUGUUCUUAAUUUAAGUCUCCAAGAGUUUUCACGGCCAGAUGUUGUAAAUAUUGCUGAACAUGCCGACCCAGAGGAUUUAGGGAGACUUCUACAACUUGUGCUUAGUUGUGCAGUCAACUGUAACAAGAAAGAAGAGUAUAUCACGCGAAUUAUGGAACUAGAACUGUCAUGUCAGCGAUCUAUAAUGCAAGCAAUACAGGAGUUGGAAAAUAUUACUUUGGGACAAAUUCGAGCGAGUCUGCCUGCCGAUGGGCCCACGACGGAUCACACGGAUGUUUAUAUGAAAGAGGUUCUUGCUCAGAGAUGUCAUGAACUUGAUGCACAAGUAAAAGCCCUUCAAGAAGAAAAUAUGACGCUAUUAAGUGAAAUGAACAGGCUCACGGCAGCCCGGGAGGCUGACAACGAGAGCAAAGACGAUCUGGAUGAUGCCGGUGCAUCCUUAGGACCAGCACACGCUGGUACAUUACGAUACAGCAAUAUGCGUAAACAACUGGAUGCUUUGAAGGAUGAGCUGGAUAAGGUGGAGUUACAGAGAGAUGAUCAGAGAGCGAGAGCAGAUGUUCUUGAACGAGAAGGCGCGCUUUUGAAAUUGAAGAAUGAAGAGCUACAGAUAGCGGCAAUUGACAACGUCGCGCUAAAAGACGAAGUUGAUGCGCUAAGGGAAACAGCCGCAAAGGCGGCUGCUUUAGAAGCCACUGUGGCCUCUUAUAAGAAGAGGAUGGAGGAACAUGUGGACUUGCGGAGACGGGUAAAACUACUUGAGGUAGCAAACACGGAGCACGUGCACCGGGCAAUAGAGUAUGAGCAAGCGGCAAAUCGCGCCAACGCUAUUCGGGGACAAUUAGACAUUUAUAAGAAACAGGUAAUAGAUUUAAAUGAGAAGUUAGAUGCUGAAGUAACCAAAGCUGACCGAUUGGAGAUAGAAAACAAGAAACUUAGCAGUCACGUGGCGUCGCUCCAACGGGAGAAAGAUACAUUACUACAAGAUCGAGACAAACUUAAGGAGACGGUCGAAGAGUUGCGCUUUUCAACUAUUACAUCAGAUGAAAUUGCCAACUCUGGAGCGAAUGAAGAAAAUGUAUCGCAGGAGUUAAUGCCAAACGAUGUUAAAGAAAGAUUAAUAAGGCUGGAACAUGAAAAUAAGUUAUUAAAGCAGAACCAAGGCGCACAGGCUGAACAGGCUUCAGUACAAACUCUUCUAGAAGAUUAUGCAGCUCGUUUGGAGAAGCAGCGAGCCAUGAAUCGCGAGGCGAAUCAACGGAUAAUGCAGUUGGAAGCGGCCAUAGAGGCGCCCCAUCCGAGACUAGCUUCAGCCAUUGAAGAUAAUCAAAGGAAAUCACUCGUUACAGCGCUGCAAUUAGAAGAGCUGCAAGCGGCUUUAGCUGAAGAACGGCGUCGAGCAGGCAAACUACAAGAAGCCGUAGCAGCACGUGAAGCUGAAUUGCUAGCGACGGAAGACAAGUACAAGAAGUGUGUCGAAAAGGCCAAGGAAGUCGUACGAACGCUUAACCCGAGGACCACGGGUCAACAACCCUUGUCAGAUGCAACUUUGGGAUAUUCACGAGCGAUCACUAGUGCAAGUGGCGCCUGUACGACCGUUGCUCGACCUGAAGCCACGCCCCCUAAUGCGCAGAGACAUGAGUGGAGCGGGACAGAAGAGAGCCGUGUGUCAGUGAACGAGCAACGGCUAAUGGCGUCCGCUUGGUACGAGCUUGGCGCGCGUUGCCAUCGCGAUGCAGUCGAAAGUAAGUUCGCGUUAUUAUCGGCAGGACACUCGUUCCUUGCGAGACAAAGACGUCAACCCCCCAGGCCAAGGCAUUCCCCCGCUGCGCCUGCGCAUUAACCUACAUUAAUAGUGUUCCAAGAUCACUCAAAGAUUACGCACAGCUUGCUAUAUUGGUAGAUUUAAAGGAGUCAUAAAAGUGAGAUUAUUGGAUUUUAAUCUGUUCGAGUAAUAAAUAUCUCAAUCCUGUGAAUAAGCAACUAAAUAAUUGUUUAGUUUCUAUAUUUCUUAAAUUUCUUGCAUAUGUUUAACUGUAUUUUAUGUUUUAUGUUUCUAUAUAUUCGUAUGAUAUAUUCUAGAAUGUCAAUGAAACUUGAAUCUAGUUUCAAGAGCUGUAAAACUUUUUUUUUUGUAUGAAGUUUGUCAUUUUUGACAACUAAAGACGAGCAAAUGGACCUUUAACAUACCAAUAUAGCAAUUGCAUUGUGUUGUAAGCUUUACUUAGGAAAUUCGAAGGGUUUUAAAAAAAUACUUUUUUUUAUCUAGACAAUAGUAUAAGUUGUAUUAUAAAAUACGUUUAAUAACUGUUGUUUUUAGAUCCUAAUUUUCUAUUAAAAACGAAAUGUUAUUUAGAAUCCACUCUUUUAAAAUAUUGUAAUAGUAGAACUACCGUAACAUUUAUUAAUGUCGACAUUAAAUGAAUGAAUUUAUAUGACCUUUAUAACGCAAAAUAUAAAUAUUUUUUUAUGUAAUGUAGUAUUAUAUAAACUCAGUGUAAAACGUGAUAGUAACUUAGGAACAUUUGAUUAUAUAUUAAGUUAUCAGUUAUGCCGUAACUUAUUACUAUCCUCGCGUAGUAUUUUCAAUUCUUCAUUCAGGGUUUUUAAUGUUUGUGUCUAAAUCGACUUGCCAAUAAAGCAAUAUUAGUAAUUUUUAAAUUAUCAACUAAUGAUUACGCUCACAUUAUUUUAGUUAAAUAGAAAAUUAUACUAAUAAAGUGUUCGUUAGGAUAGGAGAUGCAUUGUCAAUUCAAUAGUUGCUGGUAAAUUAUGAUUUUGAUCGCUUCCAGUGCUAAAAGUUUCGUUCGAAGAAACUAACUCAUACGUUCUAGAUAAAACAUGCAUCUGAAGAUGAUUAUGGUAAUUGUGGAAUAUUUGUAGACGAUCAACUUAGUUUACAAGAAAACAUUAAGCCUUAUACUUUUAUAGUGUUUAGAACAAUAUUGAGCAAUUUUUUUAUAUUAUAUUUUUUUCGCUACUGAAAACAGCCAUUUUAGAUAACAAUGAAGAAGUUUGUACCUUUGUGAUCACAUCCACCUAUAUCAGAAUUAUAGUGUAAAAAGUAAUGUAAGUGUACCUCAUUCGAAAUUAUCCCAUCUGUACUAUAUAAGCAUCAUUUAAUGAUAUAUUUGUUUGUAUCGACUUGUAUUGGAUUAUUGUUUAUAAAUAUUAUGUUUAUCUUUACAUUUAUAUGAUUUUGAUUCAAAUAUUUUAUCAACGGUUUUAAUAAAUUU